Molecule: messenger RNA, 4281 nt
Organism: Dromaius novaehollandiae (emu)
Lineage: Eukaryota; Metazoa; Chordata; Aves; Casuariiformes; Dromaiidae
Gene: SPAG6
Product: sperm associated antigen 6
Exons: 11
Coding region: 97-1575 (492 amino acids)
Biological process (GO): neuron projection extension; filopodium assembly; sperm axoneme assembly
Cellular component (GO): axoneme; acrosomal vesicle; microtubule cytoskeleton
Molecular function (GO): microtubule binding
Source: RefSeq, a predicted model, not a curated record
CCCCGCCCCCGCGCCGCGCGGCUUCCGCCCCGUUGCCGGGGCGACGGGUACACAGCGCGGCCCUGCGCGGGGCGCCGCGCGCCGCCCGCCGCCGCCAUGAGCCAGAGGCAGGUGCUGCAAGUGUUCGAGCAGUACCAGCGCGCCCGGACGCAGUUCGCGCAGGCCGUGGCCGAGCUCGCGUCCCGCCCGCAGCACGUCGAGACUCUCCAAAACGCAGGUGUGAUGGCUUUGCUGAGACCUCUUUUGCUGGAUGUGGUCCCAACUAUUCAACAGACUGCUGCUUUGGCUCUUGGGAGACUUGCCAAUUAUAAUGAUGACCUGGCAGAGGCUGUUGUGAAGGGAGACAUUCUUCCUCAGCUCGUAUGUUCGUUGUCUGAGCAGAAUCGUUUCUACAAGAAAGCAGCAGCAUUUGUGCUAAGAGCAGUUGGUAAACAUUCCCCACAGCUAGCCCAGGCAAUAGUUCAGUGUGGAGGACUGGAAACGCUUGUGAUUUGUUUGGAGGAUUUUGACCCUGGUGUGAAAGAAGCUGCAGCUUGGGCACUUGGUUAUAUUGCCCGACACAAUUCAGAACUGUCACAAGCUGUGGUGGAUGCAGGAGCUGUUCCUCUUUUAGUGCUCUGUAUCCAGGAGCCAGAAAUUGCUUUGAAAAGGAUUGCUGCUUCAACUCUCAGUGAUAUUUCAAAGCAUUCUCCAGAGUUAGCACAGACAGUAGUGGAUGCAGGAGCUAUCGCUCACUUAGCUCAGAUGAUCCUGAACCCUGAUGCUAAACUGAAGCGUCAGGUGCUGUCAGCUCUAAGCCAAAUAGCAAAGCAUUCAGUGGAUCUUGCAGAGUUGGUGGUUGAAGCAGAAAUUUUCCCAGUUGUGCUCACAUGCCUGAAGGACUCAGAUGAAUAUGUCAAGAAAAAUGGUGCAACUUUAAUUAGAGAGAUAGCAAAGCACACGCCUGAGCUUUCACAGCUUAUAGUAAAUGCAGGUGGAGUCGCUGCUGUAAUUGAUUGUAUUGGCAGCUGCAGAGGGACUGUCAGACUGCCUGGCAUCAUGAUGCUUGGCUAUGUAGCAGCUCAUUCAGAGAACCUGUCAAUGGCAGUGAUCAUCUCCAAGGGAAUACCACCGCUGUGUACCUGCUUGAUGGAAGAAAAUGAAGAUCAUAUUAAGGCAGCAGCUGCUUGGGCCUUGGGACAGGUUGGAAGACAUACUCCUGAGCAUGCACGUGCUGUGGCAGUAGCAAAUGUGUUACCCACACUGCUUUCUAUGUAUAUGGACACACACAGUUCAGAAGAUCUUCAAGUGAAAACUAAAAAAGCCUUAAAGAACAUCCUGCAGAAAUGUACGUAUCUUCCAGCACUUGAGCCUUUGCUGCAUGAUGCCCCUCCCAAUAUUCUGAAGCAUAUUGUUGGACAGUUCAGCAAGGUGCUGCCACAUGACAGCAAAGCACGUCGUCUCUUUGUAACAACUGGUGGUCUUAAAAAGGUUCAAGAGAUAAAAGCAGAGCCUGGGUCACUUCUUCAGGAAUACAUCAACACUAUUAACAAUUGCUAUCCAGAGGAAAUAGUAAGAGGUCUGAUCACAAGGUAGCUGAAUGCUUCAUGAAGAGCUGAGCACCAUCAAGGUUGUUUUCUGUAGUGGAAACCAGUUGUGUUCAGUGUUGUGCACUAGCAGGCUGUGGACAGGAACAAUGUGAAUGGACUGAAGUUGUCAUCUUAACAGAUUUCCACAGAGAUUUUGACAGCUUUCUCUUUCUCGAUAAGAACACAUUCAUUCUGACUAAUUCCUAUCUCCAGUGUGAGCUGGGGCUGUUCUAUAUUUUAUCCCUUUUAUCACAAAAAUCAAAUUUUUUGGGGGAGAUAGCUUGUUAGAUUUCUUCCUUUAAAUCAAAGUUCUUGAUUAUUUUUGCAUCAAAAUCAGUGGCAAAACUCUUCAUAAUCUUGUGGCAAGAUUUGUGCCCUUUGUUCUCAAAGAAAAAUUUUGUCUUCAUUGAUACAGACUUGUGUUUUAUCACUGUUCUUGUAUUUAUAAUUAGGUCUGAUGUUCUCUGUGCAUGUUCACCUCUAUAUAUUAGGUCAGUGUUAAAGCUGUUGUCAACCUGCAAGCUUGGAUUACUACCAAGAUUCAACUUUUGUUGCCCAACAGUGCUAUAAUUAUAUUAUAGUCUAUUGGAAAAAAAAAGGCAACAUAGAGGUCUCAUGGAAUUAUGUUUAUGAGAAGAUUGAAGCUUGCAAUAUCAUUAGAGCUCUGAGACAGGUUUAUAGCCUUGUGCACAGUAUACUUGUGUUGGUUUAGACACAGUAUUUAUUUGGUCACACCCAGCCAAAUGUUUCCUUACUAAAUUAAAAUAAAUGCUGGUUAGUUCAAUGAAUUACAAAGAUAUAUAGCAUAAUUUCAGGUUCUCAAGUCACAGAAAAUGAGCCCCAACAACAGAAAUCAGUAGAGGAUCAAAAAUGAUGGAUAUACUAGAGUGAAUAUGAACAAAGAGGGAAGGUAGUUUACUGAGUUAAGUUAAAUUUUUAUGACUCAAGCAAUGUAUAAAAUUUGGAAAGAACAGCUCCUAUUUGUAGUCUGUUCUGACAUUCGUGCAGGCCCUCCCCAUAUAAACACACAGAUGCCCUUGCAAGCAUGGUCGAUUGAGAUGUAAACAUAACAUCUUCUAUCCUUACUUUCACAAGACUUUCCCCUGUAAAGCAUCUUUAAUGCCUCUUGGCAGUGGGAGAGCAGGUCAUUGGCAGGUCCUCUGCCCAUUAAUGCCAGUUUUAUGGUACUAAUUUCCAUGAGGGUCAGCCAAAUCCCACCUGAUUCCCAUUGCGGUGAGAAUCAGGCCCUGGAUCGAUGUCACCUCUGCUCCUUUAUGCCACAAACAGCCCUGCUUCUUGCUGGAAACAAAGCAGAAGUGAUUAAAUGACUUUUUUUUUUCCUUCCCCAGCAGUGCUUUAAAUGGGAGGAUAGCAGGAAAUAUUUCCAGAAUUUUGGGGGAAUGGCUCAAGGUCUGUGUGUGUAGAAGACUGCAUCUCCUGCUGUGUGGGGGAUGAGUCAAGCUAGAGGAAUUAGAAGAACUGGUGACACACUGGUGGUGCAGCAGUUACCUGCUUUGGGAAGUGAACAUGUAGGGAAGUUGCAAGUUUUCUGUCUCAGUGUUGAGUAAUGCCUCUGUGUUGUAGUGAUCUUCCAGAGCUGGCUGGGGCUUCUCCUUGUGUCUGCUCCUGCCUUGGGGCAGGCACUUGUGCCUGGUCUGUGCCACGGCAGUGCUGCUGCUCAUGCCAGCAUGACGCUGCCUUGUGAUUCCUACAGGCAUUUGUGCUCUAUGGGAACUGAAACGAGGCUAACUUCAACAAUUCUGCCAGACGUUUAGCAAUACGAAACUCUCUUCUGUUCAGUCACUCCAGAGGAAAUCCUAUCCCAGCUUAUUUGUGAGGACUGUGAGAGCUUGGGGCACACCAGAAAAUGGGGCAGCGUGAGGCUUCCAGGAGACCAGGCAUUGGAGCUGUGCUCCUCGCCUGCAGUCAUGGCCACGGAGAUGGGGCUGAUGCCUGUCUGGCCUUAACUGCAGGGCUGGCUCCCCACCCCUGCCCGGCCUACACGUCCCGGGCAGCGUGAGCUGCGGGUCCCAUCCAGCCACGGCGCACAGCCCUGUCUGUUUGGGCCUGGCAUGGGGAGGACCUCCUCCUCCUGCUUACGUGUCAGGGGGCUGUGGAAGGCUUCACUAGUGCUUCGAAGCUGAAAACUGCCAUGCGAGUGCUAAGUGUUAUUACUGUUUUCUGAGCUGAUCAAUGUGUGGCUGACCUUAAUUCAUUUUCUUGUGGUAAUUCCCUUGGUUAAAGUGGAGAAAAUGAAGCAUUUUGAUGACAGUGUUUUAAGAAACUGCCAUUUCAGAAGUUAUAGCUGUGCCUGUGAUGCAUCGCCCCGUCUGACAGCAAGGGUGCGAAACCUGGCUUUCACUCUGAGGUGUGGAGUUGCUGUUUGGAUCAUUUCCCCUUAUUUAUCCAUCUUUUUAUUCAGCCAUGACCUACUAGUCACAAAAUCUGUUAAAAUUUUGCCAUCGACUCCAGUGAACAUGAGGUCAUGCAUCACUAUCUUAGGCCUAAAAAAAACCACCAAAACCCUCUCACAAAAUGUUUUUUUUAAAUCCCAAUGUUGUGUUCACGCGAGCGUAGCUAGCAGUGGGAAUGUUUGAUAAAUUUUCUGUUUCAUUUGUGAUAGAAGAUUGCUCUAGCAGCUGUUUUAUAACAGUUUAACUACUCUGACCUAAGUGACAGUUCUUAAGAGAUUAAAAACUUAAAGAUGAAAAAA